This is a messenger RNA of Capsella rubella, 1222 nucleotides long. RefSeq names its product probable C-terminal domain small phosphatase. Bases 183 to 1013 code for a protein of 276 amino acids. The record is from RefSeq and is a predicted model, not a curated record. Lineage: Eukaryota; Viridiplantae; Streptophyta; Magnoliopsida; Brassicales; Brassicaceae. The transcript has a single exon. Gene Ontology annotation, molecular function: phosphoprotein phosphatase activity.
GUUGUGUUGGUCCAAAAUUAAAAAAAAAAAAACACUGCAUCCGAAUCUAGCUUUUGCUUCGGAUACCCGAACCUAAAAUAAACCAACAUGACCGUUACACCGAACCUAAUUUAAAUACCUUCACACUCUCUCCCCUCAAAAUCUCAUCACAAUCUCUCAUCUCUCUGUUUCAUUCUUCUUCGAUGGCGACGAAACUCAUAAUCAAGAAAGCGACGAAAUCAAUCAACCGUCACCAACGCAACUACCUCCGCCGUCACCGGAAAACUCAGAUCGGAUGUUCUCCUACGCCGGUGGCAACAACCGUCAUCGCAACCAUCAACAAAUCAAUCUACAGAUGUCACCGUACCUUCCUCUGUUUAUUCUCUUCUCGCCAUGGAACCAAAGGAUUCAAAAUCCUCAAACCUCGCGACGAUGUUAAAACCUCUCCGUUACCACCGUACUCUAUGUUUCACGAGAGAUCCGGCAAAAACUUCGACGAGACGAAGAAGACGAUCGUCUUAGAUCUAGACGAGACGCUCGUCCACUCGUCAAUGGAGAAACCAGAUGCACCGUACGAUUUCGUCGUGAAUCCGAGAAUCGACGGUCAGAUGUUAAAGUUUUACGUGAUCAAACGGCCAGGAGUAGACGAGUUCUUGAAGAAGAUCGGAGAAAAGUACCAGAUCGUCGUGUUCACGGCGGGGCUGAGAGAGUACGCGUCGCUCGUCCUCGAUAAACUCGACCCCGAGCGGCGCGUGAUCUCGCGUAGCUUUUACAGAGACGCGUGCAGCGAAAUCGAUGGGAGGUUAGUGAAAGAUUUAGGGAUUGUGAUGAGAGAUAUGAGGCGCGUGGUGAUCGUUGACGAUAACCCGAACUCGUACGCGCUUCAGCCCGAGAACGCUUUCCCGAUAAAACCGUUUUUGGAUGAUUUGGAAGAUGUUGAGUUGAAGAAGCUCGGUGAGUUUUUGGGUGGUGAUUGUGUCAAGUCUGAAGAUAUGAGAGUUGCGUUGAAGGAGUUUGUUGGAAGUGAUGAAUGAAUGAUUCUUUUUUGGUAGCUUGUAAUUUGUGUAUUAAGAGAGGAUUUGAUUUACAAGACAAAUGAACAAUUAGCUUUGUUUGUUCGUAUUAGUCUUUGUGUGUACACAUCCUCAUGAAAAGCCCAAUUUGUUGAUUUGUUUGAUUAGUGUUAUAAUGUAUGUGGUUUGCAUUAAACAGUUUUAAUGAUGAUUAUUUUCAUUUGAUUUUA